UUUUCUCUCUCUUCCUAAAAGUUCAAACCUCACUCUCUCUCUCUACUCUUUCUCUCUCUACUUCUUGUUCUUCUACUUCCUUCACUUCCUUCUCACAUUUGCUUCCACUGCAAAUCCCACUUUCUUUCCUACUGUAAAUGUGUAGGUGGGUAGAUGAUGAUGAUGAAGUAUCAGAAUCAGUUUAACGGUGUAGAGGGUUUGGAGCAGAGGAGGAGAGAGAGUAUGGUGGGUCCCAGAUCAAAUGGAAUUCGUUCAUUUUCCGGCGCAAAUGGUCGCCGGGAAUCUUUUCCGGCGAGUGCACCGCCAAGUGCACCCGGUAGCAAUGCGGGUUCGGAUGUUGGUGUUCUUGAAUUUGCUAAGGAAGAUGUUGAGCUCUUGUUGAAUGAAAGGAUGAGAACUAAGAACAAGUUUAAUUAUAAGGAAAGAUGUGAACAAAUGAUGGAUUACAUAAGAAGACUUCGGCUUUGUAUUAGAUGGUUUCAAGAGCUUGAAGGAGGGUACCUCUUAGAACAAGAUAAUCUCCGCGAAUUAUUGCAAGCAGCGGAGAGAAAAUGCUCGGAUAUGGAGAUGCUGAUGCAAAACAAGGAGGAAGAAUUGAAUGCGAUUAUCAUGGAGUUAAGAAAGAACUACAACUUGUUGCAAGAUAAAUGUGCAAAAGAAGAAUCAGAUAAGUUGGUUGUGAUGGAUGACUUGUCAAGGGAAAAAGAGGCCAGGAUAGCUGCAGAAAGAUUGCAAACUUCUUUGUCCGAAGACCUUGAAAAAGCUCGCCAAGAGCAGCAGACUUCCAGUCAAAAGAUAUCUUCACUUAACGACAUGUACAAGAGAUUACAGGAUUACAACACCAGUUUGCAGCAGUACAAUAGCAAACUGCAAACUGAACUUUCUACAGCGAAUGAGACCUUGAAACGUGUUGAGAGCGAGAAGGCUGCCGUUGCUGAAAACCUUAGCACCUUGAGGGGACAAUACACUUCAUUGCAGGAUCAGUUGACUCUAUCCAAGUCAUCUCAAGAAGAGGCUGUCAAGCAAAAGGAGGCCUUAAUUAAUGAAGUGGGAUGUCUUAGGACAGAGCUACAGCAGGCUAGAGAUGAUCGUGAUCGCCAGUUGUCACAAGUACAGACUUUGGCAGAUGAAAUAGCCAAGUACAAAGAUUUCACAGGAAGAUCCGUAUCCGAGCUGGAUUGCCUCACAGUGAAAUCAAAUGAAUUGGAGCAGGCUAAGUGUUCAACGCAGAAUGAACUAGUUCAGACCUUACAAAAUCAGUUGGCAGCUGCACACAAGAAAUUGCAGAUGAGCGAUUUAUCUGCUACGGAGACCAGAAUGCAAUUUGAAGAGCAAAAUAUGGUAAUUUGUGAUUUGCGGAACCGUUUGGCAGAUGCAGAAGUGAAACUUGUCGAGGGGGAGAAACUGCGUAAAAAGUUGCACAACACCAUAUUGGAACUGAAGGGGAAUAUACGUGUUUUCUGUAGAGUACGACCUAUAUUACCCGAUGAAAGUUCUACUGCAGAUACUAAAGUCAUUGCUUUCCCCACAUCUACAGAAACCAUGGGACGGGGAGUUGACUUGUUGCAGAAUGGUCAAAAGCAUUCAUUUACAUUUGACAAGGUGUUUACGCCCGAUGCUCCUCAACAAGAUGUAUUUGUGGAGAUCUCACAGCUUGUUCAGAGUGCACUCGAUGGCUAUAAGGUCUGCAUUUUUGCCUAUGGUCAAACUGGCUCUGGUAAAACAUAUACCAUGAUGGGCAGUCCUGGAAACCCCGAGAAGAAGGGAUUGAUUCCUCGCUCAUUAGAGCAGAUUUUUGCAACAAGGCAGUCUCUUAAAUCACAAGGCUGGAAAUAUGAACUGCAGGUGUCUAUGUUGGAGAUCUAUAACGAGACUAUCCGUGAUUUAUUAUCUACAAGUAAAUCAAGCUCAAUAGAGAAUGGCACUGCUGGAAAACACUACACUAUCAAACAUGAUGCAAAUGGUAACACACAUGUCUCUGAUCUUACCGUUGUUGAUGUUCGUAGUUCUAAAGAGGUCGCGUAUCUGUUGGAGAAGGCUGCUAUAAGCAGGUCAGUGGGGAAGACCCUUAUGAAUGAGCAAUCAUCACGUAGUCACUUCGUUUUCACUAUGCGUAUAUCUGGUGUCAAUGAGAGCACUGAGCAACAAGUACAAGGUGUGCUAAACUUGAUCGACCUUGCCGGAAGUGAACGUCUUUCAAAGAGUGGGUCUACAGGAGAUCGAUUAAAGGAAACCCAGGCGAUUAAUAAAAGCUUAUCCUCUCUAAGCGAUGUCAUAUUUGCUCUGGCAAAAAGGGAAGACCAUGUACCAUUUAGAAAUUCGAAAUUGACGUAUCUCCUGCAGCCUUGCCUUGGUGGGGACUCCAAGACCUUGAUGUUUGCUAACAUAUCUCCUGAAUCCUCAUCACUGAGCGAGUCAUUAUGUUCGCUCCGGUUUGCGGCCCGAGUCAACGCUUGUGAGAUUGGUAUCCCCCGGCGCCAGACCAAUGUGCGAUCCUCUGAAUCUCGUCUAAGCUAUGGCUAAUCAUAUGUUGGAAGAUGAUCAGCUGUUUGUGAUAUACCAGGUUGUGUAUUUUAUAUUUUUCUUGGCUCAUCUAACCCACUUAAGCACAAAAUAAAGACUAAGACGAGCAAUGAAGAAAAAAGAAUGAUCGAUCGAUAAUUCUAACGUAGGAGAAGAAGGAUUUUGUAUAGUGAUUAAGUAACAAAAAUUCUGGAAAUGGUGAACUUGUAUUUUCUGGGAGUGGGGCUAUUUUUUGCUCAUUUGAAUUAUCCAGAGUUGUAUCAAUGAUCAAUACUUAACAUUACACUGAGGUUGAUUUUUUAACCUUUUCCCCUCACGUGUAUUUAUAAAUCUAAUUCUUCUGAAUCUAUUCACUUGA
This is a messenger RNA of Beta vulgaris subsp. vulgaris (sugar beet), 2881 nucleotides long. Its product is annotated as kinesin-like protein KIN-14N. Lineage: Eukaryota; Viridiplantae; Streptophyta; Magnoliopsida; Caryophyllales; Amaranthaceae. The transcript has 17 exons. Gene Ontology annotation, molecular function: microtubule motor activity; ATP binding; microtubule binding. Gene Ontology annotation, biological process: microtubule-based movement. The record is from RefSeq and is a predicted model, not a curated record. Bases 154 to 2523 code for a protein of 789 amino acids.